Messenger RNA from Cyprinus carpio (common carp), 3450 nucleotides. RefSeq lists its product as uncharacterized. Gene Ontology annotation, molecular function: RNA polymerase II cis-regulatory region sequence-specific DNA binding; protein binding; DNA-binding transcription factor activity, RNA polymerase II-specific. NCBI's taxonomy places the organism in Eukaryota, Metazoa, Chordata, Actinopteri, Cypriniformes, Cyprinidae. Gene Ontology annotation, cellular component: nucleus. The record is from RefSeq and is a predicted model, not a curated record. Gene Ontology annotation, biological process: regulation of transcription by RNA polymerase II.
UUUUAUUUUGAAAAUCAUCUUUCGGAUUUCUCAGUUUCCUGUUAACUUUUACUUCAUUGCAUUCUACGAAUUUUAGCUGUGAUUUGUUUUAAAACACACGGAGCACAACAGAAAAUAUAUAUAGUAGGAAUGACCGAAAUCAGACUCACAAAGACAACAGACUUCUGUGAACGAGAUCAGGGCGAGUGUUUUCGUUUGGCGUUUUCGCUCGUGCAGUGAUGUGGAGCUGGAUUGAUCUCUAGACAUCAUAAAUGUGAUAAGUUCGUGUUUAUUUUAUUUUAUUUUAUUUUUAGGACUAUUGGUUUCUCCUCACUAGAUCACUCAACUGUAGUAAAAUCAUGGAUGUGGUGAGUUUUCGUUUGCCUGCGCAUGGAGACACCGCCCUGAGCAACAUGAACUUCCUGCGGACACAGCAGCACUUCUGUGAUGUCACCAUCGUGGCGGGGGGCAGGCGCAUGUUCAGGGGUCACAAGGUCGUAUUGGCUGCUUGCUCUGCUUUUCUCAGGGACCAGUUUCUCCUGAACCCCUCGUCAGAGCUACAGCAGGUGUCGAUGUUGCACAGCUCAGCGGUGGUAUUUGAGCUCCUCCAGUCCUGUUACACAGGGAUGCUGCGGUGUUGCACAGAUGAGAUGUUUUUCUGUAUGUUUGAAGGCAGCUACCUGCAGAUGGAGCAUGUGGUGGAGAAAUGCAGAGGAGCCCUGAGUCAGUACAUGCAGCCCCGGAAUCGAAGCCCCAUUAGUGUGAAAUCAGAAGACCCUCAGUCUAUGCUAGUGAUUGUCAGUGGAAGUACCCAUUCAUUGGGAUCCAUUUCAUCCCCUUCUGAUACUGCAUCACUGCAUCCUCACAGUUCAGGAAAGGAGCUCCAGGCUGCCGAUGCCGAACUCUCCAACAUCCCUCACAAAGAUGACAGCAAUUUGACCAUACACCAUGUCAGAGGAUCAGAUGCAUCUGGUCACUUCGAGGGAGAAGACGGGCCUGAGAGUGAUGUCUUUCAGGUGCAGAUCAGUGAUGAACAUCAAGACCCAGAGAAGACCUCUGGUGCUGAGGAGGAAGACAGAGAAGCUGUUGUUAUGUUGGAUGACCACGGUCAGCUGGACGCAGGUGUAGAGGAGCACAAUAUGGAGGGGCGAGCCAAAGGCAACGGCAUCAGAGGGGCGGGUCGCGUGUGGAGACGACGGCACGGAGAGCAACGGGGAGGCAGAGGAAGAGGCUUUAAACACAGGAAGCGGUACACUUUCAAGGAUCGCAAGCUCAUGGGUAACUAUCAGGAGGCCUGGCGGUUCCCGACCCCUGAUGAGAUAAUGGGCAAUUUUGGAGCAGACUUUGGGGCUGAUUACCUGUCCAAUCAGCAUCUCGCAGACGGUACCGUCCGCAUCGAGUACAGGCCUGGAGAGGGACAGGGAGAAGAGAUUGGCUCUGAUGGAGGUCCUGCACACUUUGGUGUGGAAGCUUCCAGCGGGGAACAGGGAAUGGGAGUCGGGACACAUACAAAUGAACAUGGAGCUGCUGACGAGUCCGUGGCAGUGGUGGGAUCCACGUCCUGUGUAGCUGGGCCAGUGGUGUGUGAGCAGUGCGGACUAGCGUUUUCGUCAACGCAGGACUUAGCCAUGCAUUCUCUGUCAACACACCGGCUUUACGUGUGUCCAUGCUGCGGGAAGCACUUCAGCCACUCCAGUAACCUCAAUCGCCACAUGAUCGUCCACCGUGGAGUUUCCAAGCUCCACUGUUGCCCCCUGUGCCACAAGACCUUCACUCAGAAGUCAACACUGUGCGACCACAUGAACCUGCACAGUGGAGAGCGCCCACAUGUGUGCGCGUACUGCCACGUCAGCUUUGCCCACAAGCCUGCUCUACGCCGUCACCUGAAGGAGCAACACGGAAGAACCACGGCCCAAAACUAUCUGGAAAUGCAGCGAAACAAUGAGGGUGGUGCUGGGGACGGGGUUUAGAUCACAUUUAAAUUGUGUUAAUGAAAUCAGAAAUAACACUAUUUACUUUCUUAAUACACAUUUCUAGGUUUAUUGUGCACAAUUUAUCAGUGCACGUUAGGUAAAAAUGUACGUCUUUGUAAUCAGUAUGUAAUAACCGUAUCGAUGAUUCAGAAUUGUCAAUGUGCAGGCCGAACACUGCCAAAGCAUUUAAGCCUGUAGAGAAUGAAUGAGUUCAUACUCUCACAGCAACCGUUACAUUUAGUCAUUUAGCAGACGCUUUUAUCCAAAGCGACGUACAAAUGAGGACAAUGGAAGCAUCCAACAGUCAAUCCAAUAUUGAAAAUUCUAUGAUUUAUUCACCCUCGUGUCAUUUCAAACCUGACUUUUUUUUUCCCGUGAAACACAAAAGAAGAUAUGAAGAGUUCAUUAGCAAAAACUGUUAAACGCCACUUGCUACGCAUUAUUGUCCACAUAUAGCGCAAUCUGAACCCUAAACACGUUUUGUCAAAAAAAAACGGUAUUGUCCAUUUUCAAGGCAUCGCUACUUCACGUUUUACCAAAGAAGCCAUGGAUAAUUUCGAUGAACUUGAUGAACCUGUGAUAUCUUCUUCGGUGCGUAAAAUAAAAGCUAAAACUUUUUCACGAUAACUUGCAAAAGAAGCACAUUACAAUGCUGAGGGAAAAGCUCUGUGUGUUGCAUGUAAUCCCAUCCAUACAGUUUAUGAUCACAACCACAACAUUGUUGUCAGGCAUCUACAAUGCCAUCUGAGGAGAUUACAAAGAUUAAACUUGUGUUUUUGUUUAACUCUGAAACAUGAAAUGUGGAAUUAUCUGCUUUUGCCAAAAAACGACUGUUGGAGUUAUAAAACAAACUUUUAAAGUGUAUAUAAAAAGAAAACAUACUUUCAAAUGAACUCUUCAUAUUUUGUCUGAAUUUUUCAUUCAAGUCAGUAUGUGCUUUUUUUUUUUUUCAUUCCAUGCCAAUCUGGCCCAUCUGGUAUAGAUAUGGUUUAAUUUUCCACUGUGGACCUGACAAUCGAGCUCCUAAUACAAAUGUGUCAGUUAUUGCCUUGGUAAUGCAAGUGUUUACAUGCGGUACAAGAUGGAUAGAGACUGUUACGGAGGAUGAUCAGAUAUUUCCCUUUUACUUCACUCAAACAGUGUGCUUGGCCAGCUGCUGAGAGAAACUAGCAGCCAGAAUCAGACAAACAAGUGACCCAUCCUGAGUGGCCAUCCAUCACUACACUCACUCUACCAACAUGGUUCAGCUCAUAUGGAAGUCUAACUGUAACCAUUCCUUACUGUUCUUAGAACCAUUCAACCUGACAGUGGAAAAGCGGUUAAUGAUGUUGGUGAAUUUUCCGUCUUUAUACCACACAAGAGCACAAAUACUACAGUUUUCUGUUGUGAUGAGGAAAGUAAGAAAAUGUGUUUUGUCAUUUUUGUUGUAGUGCAACUUUAGUGUCCGUAUGUUACUAAUUCAACAAAGCCUAUUAAAAAGAUUUUGUCCCAACUGGAA